CCACGCGCAUACUUUUGUAACAGCGGAAGUUUGAAACAGCACAUUGCGAAACCAAAGUCAACUGAAGGAGCAUGAUGACGACUCGGUUAUAGGAAUCAAUACGAUAUUGCAGUUGACGGGUAAAUAAUAUAUGUCACCAUGGGAGGAAGUAACUCAACUCCAGUUGCACCAAAGGUACCACAGAACCCAGCUUCUCCACCAGCAGAAUGUCCAAUGCAUAACAAGGAUGCUAAGGAGAAAGACAUGAAUGCUAACAAUGUGGCACCACAGAAUUAUCCUAGUGAAUGUCCUAUGCAACAAGCAAACAGUAAACCACAAACCGCGCCACAGAGUUACCCUAGCGAGUGUCCUAUGCAUCAAGGAGCUGCUGAUGGUCAGAAGACACCACCUAAUGACAUUGAUCCAGCUAAUAUGAUGCCACCACCAAACCAGCGCCCUGCACCAGAUCAACCAUUUCCAUUAGAAAAGGACAGAAUCAUUUCUGGCAUUCCUAAGGCAGGCACGAAAGACAACUGGGUUUACCCAUCAGAGCAGAUGUUUUGGAAUGCUAUGUUGAGAAAAGGUUGGAGGUGGAAGGAAGAUGACCUGGAAGCCAAAGAUAUGACUGACAUUAUAAAAAUUCACAAUGCCAAUAAUGAACAAGGCUGGAAUGAGGUCCUUAAAUGGGAGGCUCUCCAUGCAAAAGAGUGCACUACACCAGCAUUGAAGAAAUUUGGAGGCAAGGCCAAAGACUUCUCUCCAAGGGCUAGAAUAAGGAGUUGGAUGGGAUACGAGUUACCAUUCGAUCGCCACGACUGGAUUGUGGAUAGGUGUGGCAAGGAUGUACGCUAUAUUAUUGACUAUUACGAUGGUGGAGAAGUAGAUAAAAACUUCCGAUUUUCAAUUUUGGAUGUUCGACCUGCUUAUGACUCAUUUGGUGCAUUUUAUGACAGGACCCAUGUGUUCUUCAUGAGACAAGGAUUCGCAAUGAUGGAUUGGUUCUCUGGAUCAUCUCCUUCUUCAGACAAUGCAAAAUCUGAUUCAGCAACCGAGAAAAAUUCAUGAGAUGAUAACUAAAGACAGUGUGUGGUUAAUUUAUUGCAAAGUCUAAAAUUGUGUUAGCUCAACACCCAUCAGUACUUUUUAGACAAAUUCAGGGUUUCAAAACAUUUUGAAAAUGUAUGUUGACUGGUAAUGACAUUUUCUUUAUUAUAUAACGUGAAGAGUUGUUAAGCUUUUGAAUGAGAUUUCUAAUUUAAGACCUUUAAAACAACACUUUUCUAGGUCUCAGACACUCUGUGUUUUUAGCUCACAGAGUCCAAACACCAAGUGAGUUUGCAAUUGUGCUACAUAAUAUGCUGUGAAGUGGCUUCCGUUGUCCCAUUGACAUAAACUUUUCCUUUAAACCUUAACCACAUCUUGUCAAGAACAACUGACAAGUUUUUAAGUCAAGAACAACUGAAAUGAUGUUUGGCAAAGGAAAUUCAACUUGUAUAUACAGAGGAUGAGGCCUUUCCAAACCCCUUCCCACUUGGGAGCAGAGGUGCAGGGCAUUAAAGUGGAAAUAUAGAUACAUUUUUUCAAUAUCCUUCACCUUCAUAACAGGUUAAAGGAUUUCAAAUUUGGUCCAAACAAUAGAUUAGAGUAAAAUCCUAUUCUUCUCUUUAUGGGAAGAAGUGGGCAAGUGGUUAAGACCACUGAAUAUCUAUUAUCACUAGGCCUCCACCACUGGUUCGCAGGUUUGAGGCCUACAUAGGGCAGUCAUAAGGUACAUACACUCUCGGUUUCUUUCUUUUCACUGCCAAAACCUGGCAUGUCCAAAUGACCAUAGCUUUUAAUUGCAAGCACACACAAUCCAAAACUUCAUGGAUGAAUGGAUAACCCAAUUGGGUAUUAUCUAUGGCAUCAAAACUUAACAACUGAAGGACAGUAAAACUGGUUUUCAGCAAAUCACAGGGAACCUAAAUGCAGUAAAACAAGGUUUUGAUGAACUUAAUGGAAGCUAGGAAAUUGUUUAGUGUUUUUGAGAUAAUUCAAUGCCAACGACCAUAAAAUGACUCUUGUCAAAUGCAUGAUUUUGUAUUGUUUGUUUGUAGUGAACUGGCUUUACUGUAUCACAGAGUUCAAAGUUAAUAUUAUAUACCUGUGCUUAUUCUGUUUUCAUUUUCUAGUGUGAAACAAGGCCAGUAGUUAAAAAAAUAACAGUAUUCUUAUUUCACAACCAUAUAUAUAUAUGAGAUUGAAAAAACAAUUAUGUCCAUGGGUGUAAAAUAAAAGGAAUGUAAGUUGAAUCAACAAAACUUCUUUUUCUUUGUCCAUUUCAAAGCAUUAAAGGGGCUAUUCAGUCAAAUAACACCCUUAAAGGGACAAUUUGGUGAAAUAUAAUUUUUUUAUAAUCUUGUCACAAAAUUCUUCAGGAUAAUAUAAAUUGAUACUCCAUAUGAACAAUGACAGUAAAAAAUUCCACGAGUGUCAAUAGAUAUUCAACUGAAUUUGAUAUUGUCGUAAAUAAUGUCACUAACUGAAAAAUAUCCAGGUAUUUGAAGCAUAUUGUAGAAAAUCUUGCCUAUGCUUUUAGCCAAAUACUAGGUUAUUUCAUCUUGCUUUUUCAAUAUUGUUUUUCAGAAAACUUUCAUAAGUUAACCCAAUUCUGGAUUUGAUGUGAUAUUAGUACUUUAAUUUAGUCCUCUUGUGUCUUGUAGAUGGUAACAUAUGCAUGUUGCUGGAAUUAUUUUUGGUUCACUAAAAUCAAAAAUAUUCUUGACCUUUGUCUUGUACAGUGGUGUAUAGUAAAUUUCCACCAUAGCUCAUAGGCAUAAGAAGGAUCCUUUCCGUUUGCAAAGACAACCCUUUAAAAGUAUACAUAGAUGUCAUCUUCCUUAAAAAUUGAUGUUUUCCAAGAUUUGUGUAUUUGAUAGUGAAAACCACGAUAAUUGAAAAGUUACUGACUUUGGUGGUAAUAUGAAGCUUAUGAAUGUCUACCGGCAGGUAGAUCACUCUUUAAGUUUUAGGUCAUGUUUUCUAUAGGUAACAGAUGUCACAUGAACAAUGUUGUUCAGGUUAAGGAGACUUAAAGCAUGCCAUGUUAAAGAGUCCCCAAUCGCUUGAAAGUGUAAACAAGGGCCUUGACAAAGCCUUUUAUUUGGUUUUACGUGAUCUGUACAAGCACUGCAUAUUUGUAUACAUGUCUAUCACAAAGUUCCUCGAGGGAACAUAACAAAAUAAAUAGCAACAGACACUCUACAUCCAAGUUUUCGUAUUGAUACACUGUACAAGACACAAGUUUAAAUGAUAUUUUUUUCCACAGUGUACCGUGAAUAAUUGCAGUAACUCUACAAGAUACGAGGACUGAAUUGAAGUACUGACAUUACAUACAAUCUAUAAUUAGAUAUAUUUUUUUUAUCCCUGAUGAAAGCUAAGCCUGAAAGUUUGGAUGUACAGUGACUGUUCCUGUAUACUUGGUUCAUCAUGCAACUGACCUGGAAACUAUCUAACCACUAUAACAGUAUCAUCCAGUGUGUACAUUUUGUAAUUGACCUUAAAGCUGGCUUAUCAGCGUAGCAGUAGAAUCAUCCAGGGUGUAAUUUACCUAGCAAACAGCUAACUGUUAUAGCAGAAUCUUCCAGUGUUACUGACCUAAAAGCUGGCUUAUCAGCGUAGCAGUAGAAUCAUCCAGGGUGUAAUUUACCUAGCAAACAGCUAACUGUUAUAGCAGAAUCUUCCAAUGUUAUUGACCUAAAAGCUGGCUUAUCAGCGUAGCAGUAGAAUCAUCCAGGGUGUAAUUUCCCUAGCAAACAGCUAACUGUUAUAGCAGAAUCUUCCAGUGUUACUGACCUAAAAGCUGGCUUAUCAGCGUUGCAGUAGAAUCAUCCAGGGUGUAAUUUACCUAGAAAACAGCUAUCUGUUAUAGCAGAAUCAUCAAGAAUGUGAUUGACCAAAAAAAAAAAACACUUAACGCUAUAGCAGAAUCAUC
Molecule: messenger RNA, 3952 nt
Organism: Mizuhopecten yessoensis (Yesso scallop)
Lineage: Eukaryota; Metazoa; Mollusca; Bivalvia; Pectinida; Pectinidae
Product: cytochrome c-type heme lyase-like
Exons: 6
Coding region: 139-1044 (301 amino acids)
Biological process (GO): cytochrome c-heme linkage
Cellular component (GO): mitochondrion
Molecular function (GO): holocytochrome-c synthase activity
Source: RefSeq, a predicted model, not a curated record